AUGGACGCCAACGAGAACCAGCACGUUACCGAGAACCCCCAGGCUGCCCCCUCCAGCAACGACAACGCUCAGCAGGUCGGCACCCAGCAGGACGCCCUUGACAAGGGUGUCUCUGCCGCUUUCAAGCAGUUCGGCUACAACAACGUGGACAACAGCACCGUUGAGAAGGCCAGCGACGCUAUCCGAAGCGGGUUCAAGUCGUUCACCGGCAAGGACUUCCCUAUCGCCGACAAGGAGUAA
This is a messenger RNA of Cryptococcus wingfieldii CBS 7118, 240 nucleotides long. RefSeq lists its product as hypothetical. Lineage: Eukaryota; Fungi; Basidiomycota; Tremellomycetes; Tremellales; Cryptococcaceae. The transcript has 3 exons. The record is from RefSeq and is a predicted model, not a curated record. Bases 1 to 240 code for a protein of 79 amino acids.